CACCAAGCGGUCCACUACGUGAAACGCCCUUCACUGUGUGACGUGCCCGGUCCGGGUGUGCGCUCGCUCCUCCUCCAGCGUGCUGGUGGUGCAUGUUGUUAGUUAGUAGUAGGUCAUCACUUCUGCGAAGGAGACGAGUGCUCUGUCGGUUUCAGGGUGGAUGUUUCGGUUUCUGUCUUCUCUGUAGUAAUUUGCCUUACAGGCGCUGCAUGAGGAGCUUAGAUUGGUACUUUUAUCUCGAGUACCUGCGCAUCAUCAGGGAAACGCGCACCAACAACGACCCGGGCUCGGGACGAAGACAGUAUAACAGCCUCACCUGCGUCUGAAAAGAAGAAAACUCACAUCAAGGUUUUGUAAGGAUGGAUAGUUUAGCAGUGUCACCCGUUGAAAAUCCUCCUGUUGGGACAGCUUCGUGCCAGGUGCCCGUGAAAAAGCAAGCCGUGAAGAGACACCACCACAAACACAACCUGAAGCACAGGUACGAGUUUCUGGAGACGCUCGGAAAAGGCACCUACGGCAAGGUGAAGAAAGCCAGGGAAAGAUCCGGUAGACUGGUUGCCAUAAAGUCCAUCAGAAAGGAGAAGAUCAAGGAUGAGCAAGACUUGGUUCAUAUUCGUAGAGAAAUCGAGAUCAUGUCCUCUCUCUGCCACCCGCACAUCAUCACCAUAUAUGAAGUAUUUGAAAACAAAGACAAAAUAGUGAUUGUGAUGGAGUAUGCCAGCCAGGGAGACCUGUAUGACUACAUCUGUGACAAGAAACACGUCUCUGAACAGGAGGUCAGGCACUUCUUCAGGCAAAUUGUAUCAGCUGUGCACUACUGCCAUCAGAAUGGAAUAGUACACCGGGACCUGAAACUGGAGAAUAUUUUACUAGAUGGCAAAGACAAUGUUAAGAUCGCAGACUUUGGCUUGUCAAACCUCUACCAUGGUGAUGAAUAUCUUCAAACCUUUUGUGGCAGCCCUCUGUAUGCUUCCCCAGAGAUCGUCAAUGGACGGCCAUACCGUGGGCCUGAGGUAGACACUUGGUCCCUCGGCGUGUUGUUAUACACAAUGGUUCAUGGCACCAUGCCAUUUGAUGGAAACAACCAUAAGACACUGGUCCAGCAGAUUAGUACUGGAAACUACCAUAAACCAAGUAACCCCUCCGACGCAUGUGGGCUUAUUCGCUGGAUGCUUAUGGUAAAUCCGGAGCGCAGAGCUACAAUAGAGGAAAUUGCAGGACACUGGUGGCUCAACUGGGGCUACCAGCAACCUUUACUGUAUGAGAGAAAGAGCAGUACAGUACAGACCACUUCGUCAACAUCAAACUCUGCAGGGUUGGCCAGUAUUGCAAGUUGGCUACGACGAACAUCCAGGCCUUUGCUGGAGAACGGCUCGAAGGUGCGCUGCUUGCUUCGCUCACAGGCUAGUGGAGGGGAUGUAGUCAGGCAGCGCUCUCUACGAAGGUCAAGAAAGGAAAACAAUGUCUCUCAGACAGUUCAUGAAGAAAGCACAGACAGUCGUCCCUCAAAGAGUAUUCUAAAGAGACGCAACAGUGCGAAACAGAAAGUGAUGAGUGAAACUCCAGCUGCAGGUUUGUCUGAGUCAUCUAAUGCCCCUGUGGCCACAUUGCAGCCACGCAAAGGUAUCCUCAAGAAGCCACCAGAGCAAGAAUCGGGGUACUACUCCUCCUCUCCUGAGAAUAGUGACUUUGGCUGGGUACCACAAACCACAGUGCGCCCUGCAGGACCAACUUAUAAGAAGGGCAUCCUGAAGCACAAUGGGAAGUUUUCCUCAGGUGGACUGCAGGAGUUUGGCUCUCUAGACCAGCUGGCAGCUUCAUUACCCUGUGGAGGUGGCAGGUCAAGGCCAAAUGGGGCCAUCAGCGAGGACAGCAUUCUGUCUUCAGAGUCCUUCGACCUGCUGGAUCUACCUGAACGGGUGGGACAUCCAGCACAAAUGGGUAAACCAGCCAAGGCUAGCAUGAGAGGAUGUGUGUCGGCCGACAACUUGCUGGACAUCCAAGAAGAUGGGGAUGGGUUGAUUAGACCCUGGAGCUGCUAUGGUUCUGGAGUGGCUGACAGUGCUUUUUCCAUCAAUGACUGUGAUAAUGUAACACAGGCUUACAAACAGGCCAUGGUCAGCAAGCUGAAAACCAGUAAUGAGUAAAGGACAAUGACAAAAGAAGUGGUUU
Monopterus albus (swamp eel) is the source of this 2172-nucleotide messenger RNA. RefSeq names its product NUAK family, SNF1-like kinase, 2 (gene nuak2). Bases 360 to 2147 code for a protein of 595 amino acids. Gene Ontology annotation, cellular component: cytoplasm. Gene Ontology annotation, molecular function: tau-protein kinase activity; ATP binding. Gene Ontology annotation, biological process: intracellular signal transduction; microtubule cytoskeleton organization; protein phosphorylation. Lineage: Eukaryota; Metazoa; Chordata; Actinopteri; Synbranchiformes; Synbranchidae. The record is from RefSeq and is a predicted model, not a curated record. The transcript is spliced from 6 exons.